Molecule: messenger RNA, 1514 nt
Organism: Cajanus cajan (pigeon pea)
Lineage: Eukaryota; Viridiplantae; Streptophyta; Magnoliopsida; Fabales; Fabaceae
Product: receptor-like protein 44
Molecular function (GO): protein binding
Source: RefSeq, a predicted model, not a curated record
CCUUGGCGUAUUGUCGCUGUCUAAGUCCUCCUAUGUGCAAUUGGAAAGGCCCCACUCUGGUUCCCUCUUGACUUGAGUCUUGAGUCCGCAGUGGGCACGCGCGCAAAGCCAAGUGGUUCUUCACUCGUACAAAAUAGAAAUAUAAUUUGAAGAAAGGGGGUGGGUGUGGAUGAAUGUGAAUGUGAAUGUGAAUGUGAAUGUGAAUGUGAAUGUGAAUGUGUGAGGCAUGGAUGUGGGGAGACUGUUGUGGCUGUGGGUGAUAGCGAUCCCGGGGACGUUAUCAGAUCCGAGCGACGAGGCAUGCCUUUUGCAGCUGAGGAAGUCAUUGCAGGAUCCAAACAAGGUGCUCCAGAACUGGAGGGAAGAGAACUUGGCGAAGCCCUGCAACGACUCCACAUCAAAUCUGCAAGGAGCCAUCUGCAACAAUGGGCGGAUCUACAAGCUGUCGCUGAACAACCUGUCGCUGGGAGGCACCAUAUCGCCCUUUCUCUCCAACUGCACCAACCUCCAGACCUUGGACCUCUCUUCCAACUUCCUGACAGGCCCAAUCCCCCCGGACCUCCAGUCUUUGGUGAACCUGGCUGUCUUGAACCUCUCCUCCAACCGCCUCCAGGGGCAGAUUCCCCCGCAGCUCACAAUGUGCGCCUAUCUCAACAUCAUCGACUUCCACGACAACCAACUUACUGGGCCUAUUCCUCAGCAAUUGGGCCUCCUCGUCCGUCUUUCCGCUUUCGACGUCUCCAAUAACCGCCUCUCCGGGCCCAUACCCCCCUCCUUGUCCAACCGCACCGCCAACUUGCCCAGAUUCAACGCCUCUUCCUUCCUUCGGAAUAAGGAUCUCUACGGUUACCCCUUGCCGCCCUACAGAAAACAGGGUUUGUCCAUUUUGGCCAUUGUUGGGAUCGGAUUAGGUAGUGGCCUUGCUAGCUUGCUCCUUAGCUUCACCGGGGUUUGUAUUUGGUUGAAAAUCACUGACCGCAACAUCGCUCUCCAGGAAGCCAAAAUCACCCACCUUAUGCCUGAUUAUUGAAUUUAAUCACUCUUCUUCAAUUAUUCAAUUUUUAUUUUUAUUUUUAUUUUUAUUUUUAUUUAUAUAUCUUCUUCUUUUUUUCUCAUAACCAUCAACUGUUGUGUAUUAUUACUACUAUUAUUAGCUUGGAGAUUGGGUUGAUUUUGCUAAUUUGACAUGAUUCGGUGGGUUGGCACUUGGCACUUGGCAGGAGAGUAGGGUAGGUUAGUGGAUGAAGCGCUGCGCCGUUCAAGGUUCAACUGCAAACUUGUCUGCCAGUGUGCUAAAAUAUAUAUAUACAAACAGGCACAGCUGGUGGAGUAUCAUUUUCUUUUUAUUAUUUUUAUUUUUAUUUUUAUUGUGCCCUGUUUUUCUCACAUUAUCGGAGCUACUGGGGUCACCAACAUGGAUUGGGACUUGUCUUCUCCUGGAAUCACUUCCUCUUGUUCACUUCUUACUUCUUAGUCCAACAUCAACUAGUCAACCUUGUCAUUUACAACCUUAA